CAUCGCAGCAAGCUGCUCUCGGUCUGACGGGAAAAAAGGUAUAUAGCGGCACUCUAAAUUCCCGGGGCGGCUUCAAUCUCAACAAUAUUUCUCGAGCGCCAUACACACUCGAUUAUUCCCGCGGGACAUUGAACGGCGGUGGCGCGCGCGGAAUAGCCGAAGAAAAAUAGCGAAAUAUCGGUGGAAAAGUACAUCUGUGGGAGCUGCAUAUAGAUAUAAGAAUCUAAGGAUCGAUUUGAUUCGGCGAAGGGCCGGGGACUCAAGGGAACGUACGGCUGGUCGCACUUGUACUCCAAUGGAACGGUCGAAUCGGAGGCUGCUGCUGCUGCUGCUGCUGCUGCUGGCCUUGCUUCUGCUGCUUGAUGCCGCGCGGGCAUUCAACAUUUUGGGAAUCUGUCCCAGCACGAGUUAUAGCCAUCAACAACCCUUUCAAGCCUUGAUGAAGGCCCUCGCGCGAAGAGGGCAUAAAGUGACGGUUAUUUCGCCGGUUCCUCUCAAGGUGCCGGUGGAAAAUUAUACCGAUAUCGACCUGUCAUUCACUUACAAACGAGAGGAUUGCACAAAAUUGCGAUUCAUGAGUGCAUUCGAAUUACUUCGCAAAAAUAUGAAUGGAGCUAAUGCAUUGUGCGAAGAGCAGCUAUUCAGCCGUCCUAUUCAGGAGUUAAUUGAGCGGAAAGAAAAAUUUGACGCAAUAAUCAUCGAACAACUAUGGUAUCAAUGCUAUUACAGCUUAGUUACAUUUUACAAUUAUCCAGUAUUGAUUGGUUUUUUGAGUGUCGGUAACCUACCGUACGUUAUGGAUUCUGUUGGGAAUCCGGAUGAUCCUUUUCUUAAUCCGGAUAUGGCUUAUGCUUUCGCCGGCAGAAUGAAUAACCAGGAAAGAGUUUGGAACUAUAUUUACACAAUGUACACGAGGUUCUACUACAAUUAUUUACAUAUGCCAAGAGCUCAGCAGAUAGCUGACAAAUUUACACCGGGUGUCUCCUGCUCAUCGAUCGACCGUAACUUCAGUCUUGUCAUUCUUGGAAAUAAUCACGUUUUCGGUUAUCCCAAGCCAUUACUACCCAACGUUAUCGAAGUGCACAGUCUUCAGAUUACCGGCGAUCCCGGCACUCUUUCCAAGGACAUUCAAGAAUUUCUGGAUGGGUCAAGCGAGGGAGCUAUUUACUUCUCUUUGGGCUCGAAUUUGCAAAGCCAGCAGCUGCCGACAAGAGCUUUGAAAGCGUUGUCCGAUGCUUUCGGUUCUAUAAAGCAAAGAGUUCUCUGGAAAUACGACGGCCUCUUACCCGUUCAAGCGGCCAACAUCAAGUUCGUAAAAUGGGCGCCCCAACAGGCGAUUCUGGCGCAUCCUAAUACGAAAGUUUAUAUGAUGCAAGGCGGAUUGCAAUCAAUACAGGAGGCUGUUUAUUAUGGCAUACCGCUUUUAGCUUUGCCAUUUUUCGGCGACCAAAACUUCAACGGACGCAAAAUUAUUGAAUCUAAAAUUGGAAAAGUUCUUCAUAUAGAUACUAUGACAAAGGACUCUAUUGUGGAAGCCAUCGGCGAACUAAUGCGCGAUCAAGCAUAUUCGCGCAACAUUCAACAAAUGUCUGCUAUCUUAAAAGAUGAACCAAUUAAGCCGAUGGAUAAAGCAAUAUGGAACGUUGAACAUGUCCUGAAAUUCCCUGGUGCUCAGCAUCUCCGCUAUCAUGGAAAAGACAUAUCAUUUGUUGAAUAUCAUGGUACAGUCAUUGUACUGUUCUUCAUCAUCAUCAUCAUCGUACUCACUUGUAUCUUCUCGUUGUAUUGUGUGUCAGCAACUAUAUUGAAACGAUAUACACAUGGUUUAUACAAUAAAAUUAAAAAAAUGAAUUGAACAAAUCUAUGAAAUCAUCAAACAUGAACAAGAACUUUAAUUUCUGUACUGAAAUAUAGAAUAC
Molecule: messenger RNA, 1919 nt
Organism: Phymastichus coffea
Lineage: Eukaryota; Metazoa; Arthropoda; Insecta; Hymenoptera; Eulophidae
Product: UDP-glucosyltransferase 2-like
Exons: 8
Coding region: 296-1855 (519 amino acids)
Molecular function (GO): UDP-glycosyltransferase activity
Source: RefSeq, a predicted model, not a curated record